Molecule: messenger RNA, 690 nt
Organism: Rangifer tarandus platyrhynchus (Svalbard reindeer)
Lineage: Eukaryota; Metazoa; Chordata; Mammalia; Artiodactyla; Cervidae
Source: the annotation of a GenBank genome assembly
AUGCCAGCAGCCGGCCGCCACAGCCUGGCAUACGGCUGCACGCUGAGACAAAGCGUGGAUGCUAGCAAUGCGGUAUCGCGCAUACUGGAGAUGUGCCCUACUCUCAUCUCUCUAGCUGCCUAUCAGGGUCAAGAGAGAGACGCGACCGUGACGGUGCCGCUGCUUCCUGCUCGGACACGGCACCGUAGCAGAGAAAGAGAAAGCCGGGACAGCGAGCUACACACGAGGAAAGGCGACGCAAGCGGGCGGCCGCCUUUGCUCCUGCGUAAGUUUUCUAUUCCGCGCGCUUCCUUUCUGUGUGUUUCUUCUUUCCUUUCCAACUACGUCCUCACGACUGCACGUACUCGGCUUGCUGCGAAGACUAUAGCCGGCAAGAGCAAGAAGGGGAGUAGUGGUCCCAGACAGGCGUUCAUACGGGCGGUGGGCCAUUCCUACAUUACGGCGACGUCCGUCUCUCCUGUGUUUCUCGUGACGUAUGCCCCUCCGCGCAAGCAGCGUCACCAGGUAUUACCCACCGCAGCGUACGCGUGCGUGUCAGUAGAUUUUCACUCGGACAGUCUGGCUUCAGACGUCGUGCUCAUACCAGUGCCUGCAUUUUGUGCUCGUAGAACACCUCCACAGACCCGCGGCUGCGAUAGGGAGGACGUCAAGCCUGUCUUCGUAAGAAGUGUAUAUGGUGCUGACCUUUGA